GAGCACUUGAUGCAAUGAGUAAUAGUGAAAGUCAAGCAAAGGAUGAGUUUUUUCAAGGCGUUGAAAAAUAUCCAUAUAAAGCAGUUAGUCGUGCAUUAGAAAUUAUUCCACGAACAUUAAUACAAAAUUGUGGUGGUAAUGUUGUUAAACAAUUAACAACACUUCGUGCUAAACAUCAUCAACAACCUGAUCAAUUUACAUGGGGUAUUGAUGGUGAAACUGGUCAAUUAGUUGAUAUGCAUAAAUUUGGUAUAUGGGAACCAAUUGCCGUUAAAAUGCAAACAAUAAAAACAGCUAUUGAAACUGCUAUUUUAUUACUCCGUAUCGAUGAUAUUGUAUCUGGUACAAAGAAAGCAAGUAUAUUAACGGAAGGAACAGGCCAAGGUGAUGGAAAAAGAAAGAGAGAAGAUGAAGAAAACAAACCAACUGAUGAAUCGAAUAAAGAUUGA
Molecule: messenger RNA, 449 nt
Organism: Rotaria sordida
Lineage: Eukaryota; Metazoa; Rotifera; Eurotatoria; Philodinida; Philodinidae
Source: the annotation of a GenBank genome assembly